Messenger RNA from Meleagris gallopavo (turkey), 4291 nucleotides. It is a transcript of the gene EIF1B, whose product is annotated as eukaryotic translation initiation factor 1B. Gene Ontology annotation, biological process: translational initiation. NCBI's taxonomy places the organism in Eukaryota, Metazoa, Chordata, Aves, Galliformes, Phasianidae. The record is from RefSeq and is a predicted model, not a curated record. Gene Ontology annotation, molecular function: translation initiation factor activity.
CUGCUCCCCUCACAGGUUCGUCCGCCUCCUUGCGCUCUCGUUAUCCCACCCCUCGCUCUUUCCCCACCCUCCCCGCUCCCUCCCCUCCCCGCUCCCCGCCCCCGCCGGCACUGCGGAGCCGCAGACGUGACCCGAGCGGAGCCAGCCGCGGCCUUUCCCCGCUGCGCCAGCCUCUCGCCGCAGAAUCGCAUGUCAUCUAUCCAGAACCUCCAAUCCUUCGACCCCUUUGCUGAUGCUACAAAGGGUGACGACUUACUCCCGGCAGGGACUGAGGAUUACAUUCAUAUAAGGAUCCAACAGCGAAACGGAAGAAAGACUCUAACCACCGUUCAGGGAAUUGCAGAUGACUAUGACAAGAAGAAACUUGUGAAAGCCUUCAAAAAGAAAUUUGCUUGUAAUGGUACUGUGAUUGAGCAUCCUGAAUACGGCGAAGUUAUCCAGCUUCAAGGUGACCAGAGGAAGAACAUCUGCCAAUUCCUCUUGGAGAUUGGCAUUGUCAAGGAAGAACAACUGAAGGUUCAUGGUUUCUAACCCACCUCUACUCCCAUGAAGAAUCCUGCAGUGUUUGGUCCUACCCAGCCUGGCUCUUCUGUGAAAAAUGUAUCUUUGCAGUGAAUGGACUUCCCUAUUACCUCACCAUUCUGAAUUGGUUUCAGAUUUGCAUGACUGUGUGAAACAUGUGGUGUGUAGACUAGAAACACAUAAGAAAACUCCAGUAAGGUGGUAAUGAAGACGCUUGUGAACUUCAGCACAUUUCCAAUGGAAAUGUUUUAGUGAUGAUUGUUCAGUUGACUGUUUUCACCUGACUUAACUGUGUGGGUUGUAUUAAAAUAGUGUGUGGUGUUGCUUAAAAAAUAAAAGUUGAUUCAUGUAUUUUCUGGGAUAUCUGAAAUGCUUUAGCUUAAGGUUUAAACUAGUGCAGCAGCCUUACUACAGAGUGGCUGAAGUGUUUUGUGGCAAGUAUAGCUCACUGCUUACUGAAAAAAAAAUGGCAAAUCUACAUGAAGUAUUAGCUGGUGAAUCAGUAGAUUAGCUUGAUGCAAUCUUAUGCUGUAGCUGUAAGACUAGAGCUUUAAGUCUUUUAUGUAGGUGUAUCUUAAUAGCAGCAUGAUAAGAUGUUCUUUGUUGAGUAGCUGAAUCUUCUCUCCAAAAUUUACUGCAGUAUGUAGUAAUGGUGUUAAGCGUAGUAGGACUAACAUAAGUUCAUCUACUUAAAGCUGCUAUUACUGAGAGUAUAUUAAACAUCUGGGUCUUGAAUGCUUCUCCCAAACCAUUUGACUUUCACCUCUUCUGUCAGAGUGAAGGGGAACGGUACUGAGUUGGAUUCUGCAAUGACUGAGCAUUUAACGUUGGCUGCCAGAGUACUUCUAUUAGCUGGUAGUGUUAGCUGCAGAAGUGAGGAAAGGAACAGGCUCUUCACUAAGCUUUUUUUUUCUGGUGAGAAAAGUUUGAAUAUGGAGGAUUUUAUUGGGUUUGGAUGUUACUAGAGAAAGCUGAUUUAGGCUUUAUUCAGUGUUACAGUAGAGGUGUUGGGGUUUUUUUUUUACCAAGCUCCUCAUCUAGUUUUAGUUAGCUGUAGGUAUUUAGUGUUUUGAGUGCAAAGCAGGUCUCUUAACGGAAUGAAAUGACUUCAUCUGGUGAAUGUGGAGGGAAAAAAAUUGAUUACCAAACUAGACAUCAAGAAUGUGAGAAACUUUCCUGUUUAUUACCACCUGUGUUUGUACUCUUCAUGUUCAGAGGCAUGUUCAAAACAAAUGCUCAGUUGUAACCCAUCAGAACAUUUUUGGAUUGAUGACUUCAGGUAAGAACCUUUAUGCCACUAACAACAAUUGGGGGAGCACUGCAGAUCAUUCGUAUGACAUUUUUGUGCUCUGUGGUUUAGAUAAUUGUAAGAAUCCACUGUUCUGUCUCUUUCAAUUUCCACACGUUCUUCCUGGUGUUACAGGCCUUUCUGUUCCAGAAGGGUGUCCCAGAAGAGAGAAUACAAUUAAGGUGUCAUGUGCUUAGGAUGAGGAGGAAAAGCCUCCUGUAAACACAGAAUAUCAACACAUGGAACUAAAAUCCAAAGAAUGACAACCAUUACGCUAGUCUUGCACAUUAGUGAGGUAAAAUCAUUGUUCCCCAAGUUUACCAAGUCCCGAUUCACAGGUGAUUAAUCCUUUGGUGUGUGUAGCACUUAAUGAUCUUCAUUUUAUCAAAUCCUGGAAAAAGACGUUUUAUUUCAAAGCUUGUUCUGUUGCCCAAGGGGGGGAGGAACACAGUAUAGUCUUCUGUUUCACUGAUACUACAUGAGUACUUGUAGUGGGUUUUUGAAUUGGAGAUUACCAGAUGAUUAGCAAGUCUCAUGUGUUACUGAGUCAGUCUUCAUUUCAAAUGAUGUUCUGUUAACUUUCAUUACCUAAGCUGAGUCAUUUCUCUGUAGUCAUUCUACUUGAAAUAAAUAAGAAACUUUAUUUUGUUCCCUUCAUUUAAGAGUGCUUUCUGAAAGGAGGAGUCUUGAGUUGAUAGGUGGCUUGAUUUUUAUGCUGUACUGGUGGAGCUGCUUGUGCUUUGACCUUUGAAGAAAAAAAGCGAGAGGGAAUAAGUAGUACAUUUUAAGUUCAAAUUGUUGGGAUUUGUUGUUGCAGCAAGCAAAAAUUCAUCUUGUUAGAAAGAAUGCAGGAAUUUGUCCUUGAACUGUUUAAAACUAGCGUCACGAUGAGAUUGUAGCUAACCAUGUUACAAACAUGGCUUCUUCUAGAGAAAAGGCUUCCACAAUUUCAAGCUCUAUUGUCCUGUAUUGAAAUGUCUGUCAAAAUGCAGACUUGAAAUGCAGACCCUUGUUCCAGGAAAGCUGAAGAACACGACUAGAAAAAAUUGCUAUUUAGGUUACUGCAUGGGAAACAUAGUUCCACAGUGAAGCCAGUGUUCAGACUUUGUCCCAAAAUAAAUUAGAAAAUAGGAUGUUGCCUGUAAUUACUGAGGCAGGAAAAGGGAGCUAGAAAACACUUCUAAACCUGCAGGGACUGAGGCUGUGCAAGCUCAGACUGCAGAUAGUUGUGUUUUCUUCUGUUGUAAUAUUGUAAAGCCUCUACACUCUGUAUCUCCAGGAUUGCCUCCUUGAAGAUACCGAGGUUUAACUGCUAGUUGGAGUUGGGUGAGGAACUGCUGUUUCAUAGCCUUGCUAUGCAUAGGUAUAUUAGGCUAUUAUAGCUGGCCAGUAAGCUGAAGUAAGCUGUUGUAUGCUCUGAACAGCCAAUUCCUAUAAUUUAUCUAUACAGCUGUUGAAGGAGAGCAUUGCUUCCCAAACUCUGGUAGCAGUCAGUAUUUGUAGAAGGUAGUGGUUUAAGUCUGUAAGCUUUCCGUUCUCAGGCACUUGACCUGCCCAUGUGGUCUGCCAAGUCUGGCCCUUUGUUUCAGAGACAACUGUGAGGAGCACAGCUAUGGGCAGAUGAGCACUAACUUUCCCGAGCAAAAAACCUUUGAAAAGGAGUGCACAAAUUGAACCAAUGAAUACCAUGUGCACAAUGGCAUUGCUUAACAUCUCCUUUCCUGCAAUAUGGUCUUUGUACAGCCUAAACGAAAAGUGUUCUAUUCUGGAUAACAAUUUGGAGGGGGAAAACAGAACACAAAACCUUAAGAAAUAAGCUCGUCUCUUUAGUCUGCCAUAAUUAGUUUAGGUUUUCCUGGAGCUGACUUCUAGCAUUGCUAUUUCUGUUUGUGUAUUUUUUAAAACACAUAACAGAAUUUCCUCGAGAGCUUGGCAUUUAAGGUUUUAAAUGCAUCUAAAUUGUAAUGCAUCAUAAAAGUUGUGAGAAGUUGUUGGGAGUUUAUCUUACAUAUCUGAAAACUAAGCAGAAUUCUGCAUUUGUCCUCUUCUGCCAUCCUGACUGUAAUCACUAUGCUGAUGCCUUAUAGAUGCAUAAUGUAUUCACAAACCACCAGUAAGCAGGGGUGAGGCAGUGCCCCCUGCUGUAACACGUCCUGGUUAUAGUUUGUGUAAGAUCUCACGUGCUGCCCUGUUACAGACUGUGCUGCUCUAAUCUUACAGUAUAGGACAGGUACUUCAAGUUCCAGUCAACAGUUCUUAAUCCUCCUGGAAGGCUCCAGGGUACAGAGUUUUCACUGACACCCUUGUUUAAUUUGGCUCAGCCUUAUCUCUUAUUAUGUGAAUAUAUGUAUGAGACUAGUAUUUAUAAAGUUAAAGAAUGUGACAGGCCAUUUGAUAAUUAUUUGGACAAGUCGUAACCUGUAUUAAAGUAUUGCUAGAGAGCUGAGACAACAAUCUUUUGAAAUAAAAUGUACCAAUGUU